This is a messenger RNA of Necator americanus (New World hookworm), 534 nucleotides long. RefSeq lists its product as uncharacterized. The record is from RefSeq and is a predicted model, not a curated record. The coding region runs from base 1 to 534 and encodes 177 amino acids. NCBI's taxonomy places the organism in Eukaryota, Metazoa, Nematoda, Chromadorea, Rhabditida, Ancylostomatidae. Gene Ontology annotation, cellular component: mitochondrial inner membrane. The transcript is spliced from 5 exons. Gene Ontology annotation, biological process: mitochondrial electron transport, NADH to ubiquinone.
AUGUAUUCUAAACGUUGGAUAAGACAGAACGGCGGCGCCGGACCAACGCGGUUCUUGACCUGCUUAGCAAUUCGUCGAAAUUUGCCAAGUGACGUCGCCGGAUCGACAUUGGCUAUGGCGGAGACAACUCGGGUAAGCACCGAGGAGCUGGAAAGACGCGAGAAGUACUUACGUGCAGGCCUCCGUGAGGUUCAUCCGUUAGAUCCUUUCACAUGGUCGUAUCCAAUGAAGGGAGCUGGUGUUAUGUUUGCUACGUCGAUUCUCGGUUGUCAUCUUUACAAUGUCUGGAACAAGAGACCAUAUUACUACGCAAUUGUUCCCCGUUUAAUCGGAGUAGGAAUCAUGACAGCGGUGGGUUAUGGCAUGGGGUCUUUAAGAGAACAUCAUUACAAGACAAGGGAUGCCGUCAUUCAACACUAUAUUGAACUUCACCCAAAGGAUUUCGACCAUUUUAACGAUAGGAAUGGACGCCCGUUUUCGCAAAUUCUCCUUCCAUGGUAUCCGCGCCGCACUCAAUACACCAAGUAUGACUAG